GUGGGCGUGUAUCUCCUGAACGUCAACAAAAGAGAAGAGAGAACCGAGAGACACAGCAGAAGAAAAGGAUUACCAAAUAGUAAGCUGCAUAUAUGUGGAUUUAACGCAGAAUUACAGUGACGACACUGUGCUGAAGAACAAUACAACAACAUGGACGCCUUCAAGUUGAUGAAGGAACUGAGGGCCAACUAUGAACAAGAAGGGUAUUAUAUACCGAAGGAAACGGGGUUGAAUUUGAUUGAAUCUACAGAACAGAACGGCGCGGGGAUCUCGGCUAAGUGCCGAGACGCCCAGGUGGAGGACCUGUGGGGCCUGAGCAGCUUCUUCGGCUACAGCACGCAGACCUUCGUCCUGGCCGUCAACCUGCUGGACCGCUUCCUGGCGCUGAUGCGGGUGCAGCCCAAACACCUCUCCUGCGUGGGCCUGAGCUGCCUACACCUGGCGGCCCAGCGCAGCGCACCCGACGCCACGCUGUCCUCCGGCCACGAGCUGAUCCGCAUCGGCCAGCGCCGCUUCACCGCCUCCGACCUCAGCCGCAUGGAGAAGAUCGUGGCGGAGAAGCUGCACUUCACCAGCAGCGCCGUCACCCCCCUCACCUUCCUGCACCUGUACCACCAGGUGGCCCUCGGCCAAUCGCCGUCCAGGAAGGAGGUGUUGAGUCUGGAGAAACUGGAAGCUCAGCUAAAGGCGUGUCUACGCUGCAUGUCGUUCUCUAAAGCGAAGCCUUCCGUGCUCGCCCUCGCUCUCCUCCGUCAUGAGAUCAAGGCCAUCCAAUCAGAGGACAUGUGGGAGAUGACCUGUCACGUGCAGAGACACCUCAAGAUUGCAGACGCAGAGCUCCAGUGCUGGGCCGAGCGCGUGGCCCGCUGCCUGUCGGACUACGCCUCGCCGCGCUGCAGCCGGCCCAACCACAAGAAGCUGCUGUGGGUGGUGUCGCGCCGCACCGCCCAGAACCUCCAGAGCAGCUCCUGCAGCGUCCCCGACCUGCCCACCAUCCCCGAGGGGGGCUGGGACCCCAGCCAGAGCGAGGACUCCAGCGAGGACCUGAGCUCCGGGGAGGAGAGCCUGAGCAGCUCAUUGGAGGGAGAGGGGGCCUACUUCCCCCUCCACCUGCGGCGACGACGCUAGCUCCCACUAGCCCCCACCAACCGGCCCCCCCGUCCAAGAGGGAAAAAGCCUUUGUUCCGUCUCUUCUCCCCCUCCCUAUCUUAAUUUAUUGUUGCGUGGUGUUGUGCGACCUUUCCUCGGGCUGCACUAGAGAGAGCGGGCCGGUGAACUUGUAGACACGUUAGCUCGGUGGCUAGGUUAGUAUCGAGCAGGAUACGACGGCCGCCUUUGCAUGCUCCCACUGGAUCUCAGGAUAACUUCUAGUGGGCCCGGCUGUCGGACUUUAGGUUUACCCCCUUGUAUGCAAAUUGAAAACAAUGGAUGAAUACACAUGCAAUGUUAAGGCUGAGCAACGAGUCGGCUAGCCAAUGGGUGACCAUGGUGGCUAACAUGGUUAGCCAAAGGUAGGGGUUGUGUUGGUUAGCUAAACGUAAAGUGGGCCGGUUAGCCAAACGCACAGCCGAAUAUUUAGCCAAACUCAUUGGGUGUUUUUGCCAAACGUUCAGUUAGCCAAACGACAAGUCAACGCCAUUGUAUUGACUGUUAUGAAAAAUGUUUUCUACUAGGCAAGGCAUUUUAAAACAGAUCAUUUGCACAAUUAUCUUGGAUUGCAAGGUUUUAUGAUGCCUGGUCGCUAGCCCGAGGGGAAAAGUAGCUCUGACGAAACCUCUGUGAGAACAUCUUCCUAGUUCAGCGUGUAGCGUUGACAAGGUGCCUUGCUCAUGAAAGAGAUGUCAAAGUCAACGUGAGGAUGUGGUCUGCCUGGGUCUGAGAAGGAUUGGUUGUGGUGCGCAUGGUCGGGUGAAUCUCAAUUGCCAACCUAGUAUGUAGUGUUAUUUAAGCCUGUUUGCAGGGAAUGUUGUAUGGUGACAAAUAUUGGACAGAAGUCUCAAUGUUAAAAAAAAAAUACAAAAUGUAAAAAAUGUCGAUACAAAAACAAUGUAAAACUGUAAAUAAUGUUAAAAAAAAAAGACUGUGAAUAGUUAUUUGUAGAUAUGUUAUUUAUUCCACUUUGUCAUCUAUAAGAAAAAAAAAAAUCUUAUAAAAACUUUUAUUUUUAAA
Messenger RNA from Gadus chalcogrammus (walleye pollock), 2169 nucleotides. RefSeq names its product cyclin G2 (gene ccng2). Lineage: Eukaryota; Metazoa; Chordata; Actinopteri; Gadiformes; Gadidae. Gene Ontology annotation, cellular component: cyclin-dependent protein kinase holoenzyme complex; cytoplasm; nucleus. Bases 151 to 1128 code for a protein of 325 amino acids. Gene Ontology annotation, molecular function: cyclin-dependent protein serine/threonine kinase regulator activity. The record is from RefSeq and is a predicted model, not a curated record. The transcript has 8 exons. Gene Ontology annotation, biological process: regulation of cyclin-dependent protein serine/threonine kinase activity; mitotic cell cycle phase transition.